This is a messenger RNA of Alternaria novae-zelandiae, 987 nucleotides long. RefSeq lists its product as uncharacterized. The record is from RefSeq and is a predicted model, not a curated record. Lineage: Eukaryota; Fungi; Ascomycota; Dothideomycetes; Pleosporales; Pleosporaceae. The transcript is spliced from 2 exons. Bases 1 to 987 code for a protein of 328 amino acids.
AUGAGCAGUCCCACCACCGGCCGCCAGCGCGGUACUGCCUCCAAAGCGCCCCGGAAAACACCUAGCAACGACCCCGACGUUAAUCGUUGGGAGAAUCAGCAACGUGCGCGUGCGCCUAGCGGCGCUACCCCACGGGUGAACACUCGAAAGCGCUCGAGAUCUGGAGCGACUUCCGCCCUCGCCGACAAAGACGACGACGACGACGACUUCGAUUCAGAGCACGACGUCAAAGUCAAGAAAGGCCGCACUACCUUCGACGAAAACGGGUACUUUAAAGAAGGCAACAAGAGCAUGCGCUACUUUGGACCUGGGUUCACGGAUCUAUACUCGCCGUCCGUAUCGCAUCAACUCAUCCAUACCGGAUUGUACAACCAUAUGCCGCCCCGCGAUGUACUUCAGAGGCCUUUCCAUCCACUGCACAGUGUUGUGACCCCCUCACAAUUCGAUCUAUCCGUCUUCACUAUCCCGCUGACCGCGUUGGAGAUUCUUACGAAUCGUCAGCACUUUCUUCAAGGCCUGGACUGUCUUUUCGGUAUGGACGCACGCACCUGGGCAAAGGACUGGAGAAAGAAGAAGGGGGUGACAAAGCCUGUCAAAGGAGCUCCACCGCCUGCACCGCAGCCGAUCAUCCACACGACCGGUCACUACACAUUCACACCUGGUGUCAACCGACACACAGGCUUCGACAUCACCAAGACACCAUACGCGCUUAUCGAUUGCGCCGAGGGCGUUCAUCCAUGCAAUUUUCCCCAAGGUCUUGACCGCGGUCCGUUCACCGAAGCCCUCUUCCAAGCGCAGUUCAUGAAUCGCUCGAAGCUUAUGCUGGCGGAUCUAGAUGCGUUCAUUGCGUAUUGGCUCAUCGAUCGAAAUCUUCAGGCCGGCUACAGCGAUGCGGGGUUUCUGAAGAGGCAUGUGGCGUUGCAUGAGGAAUAUCGGGCUAUGGUGAGGAAGAACGUAGAGGCUCACGGCUAUAGGUGGGAGGACUGA